Messenger RNA from Dermatophagoides farinae (American house dust mite), 5885 nucleotides. Lineage: Eukaryota; Metazoa; Arthropoda; Arachnida; Sarcoptiformes; Pyroglyphidae. The record is from RefSeq and is a predicted model, not a curated record.
AUGGCCAUAAAAAUAUUGAUAAUUCUACCGAUAAUUCUACUGCAAGAAAAUUCUAUUAUUUUUGGAUCAGAAAUUCCAAUUACAACAAAUGUCGAUUCUACUGCCACUACUACUACUACUGCCGUUGUUGAUCUCCAUGAAAAUAUCUUCUCCUAUUCACCAUCAUCAUCAACAUCAUCGGCACCAUCAUCUAUAUCACCAGUUAAUCAUUGUCAUCGUUGUAUAAAUGGUGGCCAUUUAUUAUCAUCAUUGAUCAUACAGGAACAAAAAUCCGAUUGUAUCAGUGGUCAUUAUUUUACAUCUUUAAAAAAUAAUAAUGAUCGAUGUGAAUGUGAUUUUAUUUGUGCAAAAAAAUCUGGACAAACUUGCUAUAAUCCAUCAUCAUUGAAUCGGAAUAUGAAUAAUAAUUAUAAUGGUGGUGCUGGUUCUUCUAGUUUUAGUCAUUGUGAUCCUUAUUUAAAAUUAUUUUGCAAUCAAACAUCCAAAUUAUGUGAAGGGAAAUCAUCAUCGUCAUCAUCAUCAUUUUCGAAUCAAUUGAAAUUGAAUCGUAAUCCAAUAAUAAAUGAAAUUCACAUUACAAGAUAUGUGCCACAGCCAUUAAAAUUUCAAUUUGAAAAAAUUGAUUCAAAGGUGACCGAAAUUUCUGAUGGACAUUUUCGUACAAAAAUUUUCGGACUAAAACCAAACACUAUUUAUUUGGUGAAAGUAAUCAGUAAUCAUCGUGAAGAACUUUCAAUCAUCACCACAAGAGCCAAUAUUGUACCUGAAACAUUACCAAAAGUAUUAGUCACUUAUCGUAAUGCAUCAUCGAUUACCAUUGUUUUUGAUGAUUUUAAACCCGACACUGAUUCAGGUUAUGCUAUACAUUAUCGACCAAACAGUGGUUUCAUGCAACAACAUAAUCAAUGGUUAAUAAUUAAAUCAAAUGGAACACCAUUUUUCACGUUAACCGGCUUGAAACCACAAUCACAUUAUAUGAUACAAGUGUUUACAUGGAGUGAAUUGGAUCAUAAACAAACACUUAGUUCAGAAAUAAUUGAAACCAGUACCACGAAGGGUUGUCUAUUUCGUAAUCGUUCAUUUGAAUUGAAUGAAACAAUAUUGAAUGAUUGCGAACAAACCUGUGAAUGUGUUGAUGGUAGUGUCAAUUGCCGUAAACGCUGUGUAGCACCAUAUUUAUCUGUGAAUGAAGCAAAGAAAAUCAAUCUCAAAUGUACAUUCGUUGAUGAUGAUGAUAAUGAUAAAUGCUGUUUACAAUGUAUUAAUUCGAAUGGUGAUCAUCAUCAAAUAUCAUCAUCACCAUCAUCAUUUUUAUUGGAACGUGAAACACAAUCUACACAAUUCAUUGGUAAACCUGGAAUCUGUCCAACAAAUCCAUCGAUUAUUCAUGGUGCUGAUAAUCAUACAACUUGUAUGAAUGAAUGUACACAUGAUUAUCAUUGUACUGGUGUGAAUAAAUGUUGUAAAAAUUAUUGUGGUCUGUUAUCAUGUCAAAUACCGGUCAAACUUUAUAAUCAUAAUCAACAACAUCAACAUUCGGCCACCAUCAGUGCUAAAGUGAUGAAGAAUGAUGGUGAUGAUGAUGAUGAUGAUGAUUGUCCACUAAAAUGUGACCCAAAUUCUAUAUGUCGAUAUAUUGAAAAAGAGUCUACUUAUCGAUGUAUAUGCCGUGACGAUUACAUUAACAUGAAAGUUGAUAAAAUGAAUGGCUGCCAUCGUUAUGAUGAUUAUGUUAGUAAUGGCAAUGAUGGUGAUAGAAAACAUUUAUGCCAUUUUCAUAAUAAUAAUAAAACCUAUCAAAUUGGACAAACAUUCGAAUAUGAUUGUCACAUUUGUCAAUGUUCAGAGGCAUUAGAAAUUGAAUGUAAACGUAAAUGUUUUGAUUAUCAAUCAAUCAAUGACGAUCAAAUUGGUGCUAAUUGCCAUCUGGUGGAAGAUUUAUAUGAUCCAAUUUGUUGUAAGAAAAAAAUUUGUCAUAAUCAACAAAAUCAUCAAAAUGAAACAACGAAUAUUCCAUGUCAUCAUUCAAAUCAAACAUACAAAGUGAAUGAAACAUUCAAUAUUGGCUGUGAACUUAAAUGUUUAUGUCAAAUGAAUGGUCAAAUUGAAUGUCAACCACGUUGUUUUGAUGAUGAUGAUCAUCAUGGACAUUAUCAUGAAAUGUAUUGUCAUCUGCGUCCAGAUCCAGAUGAUCCUGAAUGUUGUAAAAUAUCAAUUUGUGAUUAUAAUAAUUCCACUAUUGAUCAACAUAAAUUUUUGGUCGAAAUGGCUGAAUCAAUAAAUUCAACGUCGAUUAAAUUUCGUUUAGUAUUUUUCAAAAAUUUAAAUCCAAAUGAAAACAUUACCAUUUAUUAUGCCGAAUUUAUAAAUCAUCAAAAUAUAAAUACAACAGCAACAACAACAACCGAUGAAUUGAAAUAUCAAAAUGAAAUUAUCACCGAUAAAAUGAUGACAAUCGUGACGAAUGAUUCAAAAGAAAUUGUAUUGACACAUUUGAAGCCUGAAACAGAUUAUUCAAUUUAUUUCCAUUUUGGUAAUGAUACAAGUAAUACGGUUAUUGUUCGUACAUUUCCUCCUGGUAUUGAUCAUACAUUUAAAGGUUGUUUUCAUGGCAGUGAUAUCAUUCAAGUUGGUGAAAUAUUCUAUGAUGGUGAUUGUGAAUUUAAAUGUAUCUGUAAAGAAGGUGGUAUUCGUGAUUGUAUUGAACGUUGUCCAUUGUUUGUUGAUAUGAUUGGUGCAGAAAAUUGCCAGAUGAUACAAUCACCAGAUGAUUCUUGUUGUAUGAUACCGAUUUGUGAUGUACAUCAAUUAAUUGGUCAAUCAAAUGAUUCUAAUGGUGGUUGUUUAUUUGAAGAUGGAAAAUAUUAUCGUAUUGGUGAUCAAUGGAAUUAUGGCCAUGGAUGUAUGGAGAAAACUUGCAGUUGUAUAAUGAAUAAAAAUAAUUUUACUGAAAUUAAAUGUAAAAAUCAUUGUCCAGAAAUAUUACCAUCGGUAUUGAAACCAAAUGAUGAUUGUCCAAGUCCAAAACUUAUCCAGACAAAUGAUCCAUGUGCUUGUCCAUAUGUUGUUUGUGCAAAUAAUAUAAAUCCAUUAGAUAUGCCUGAUUUGAAAACAUUAUCGCUGACGAAAAACAUGGCAGUGGCAAAUAAAAAUUAUUGUGAAUUCAAAGGAAAUAAAAUUGGAAUCGGUGAAGAAUUCUAUGAUAGUUGUCGAGCGGUUUGUGUUUGUAGCAUGAAUGCUACGUUUGAUUGUCAUCCGAUUCAAUGUAAUCAUAAUAAUUUUGGUCCACAUACAACGAAAUGUUUGGAAUGGGAAAUUGAUCCAUUGUUUGUGCCAAGGCCGCCGAAUUGUUGUCCCGAACCGAAAUGCAAAAAUGAUGGUUCAUGUUCCUAUGCUGGAAUAAGAUUUCCAAAUUAUCAAAUUAUACCACAGGAAUUAUUACCAUGUCAUAAACGUUGUAUGUGCGAUAAUGGUAAUGUUCGUUGUAAAGAUAUUUGUCCAGAUAUCGCGGAUGAACCACCAUUAGGUUUACCUUGCCCAUCAUCAUUAGCAUUUCGUGGCCAUUUACCCGGUGAUGAUUGUUGUAUUCAUUGGCAAUGUCGUGAACAAUAUAAUCGUGAUAAAAUUUAUGGAAAAUGUUCCUAUAAUGAUAAAAUUUAUAAAUUGGGUGAAUACUGGAAUGAUGAUGAAACUGAAAUACAUCGACGUUGUCAAUGUAAAAUUACCAAUGGCAUAUUGCAUGUUGUUUGUGAUCCAGGCCUAUGUCAACCGAUUACAGAAAGAUUUCUGGAACCAACAGCUGAAUGUAAAACACCAACAGUAGUUACACCAAAAGAUGCUAUAAUUUGUCCAUAUGUCAUUUGUAAUAAUACUGGUACAUAUGGUGAUGAUUUGGAUCAAAUGGAUAUUGUUGCCAUCAAUGCUACAUCUGCUCGAAUACGUUUCACGAUACCAUCGAUUUAUGUUGGUCUUUUGGGACAUGCUGAAGUUCAUUAUACUACCGAUAUAAAUAUACCGAGAAAUAAAUGGAAUAUACAGAAAUUUGCUCGGCCCAAACGUCUAUUUGAUAUACCAAAUAUUGAAUAUCAUUUGGGUAAUUUGCAACCAAAUACCAAUUAUUUUCUACAGAUUGAAAUUAUUAUUGAAUCACUUAAAACUGGUCCGAUAAGUGAAAUAUAUAAAAUUUAUCUACCACCAUUACCAGUGAAAACAACGACGACAACAACAACGACAACCAGUACAUUACCGCCUGUCAUUAUGUUAGAUAUGAAUAUAACGGCUGCAAUUAUCGAUCAUAAUGCUAUACGUAUUUCAUGGCGUCCAUUCACGAUACAAGAGAAAAAAUUUAUUGAUGGUUUACAAGUUCGUUAUAGAAAAUCUGACAACAGAAACAACAACAACAACAACAAUGAUGAUGAUGAUGAUAAUGUUUGGUUUAGUAGUCAAACAUUACAUCGUGAUACUACAUUCUAUAUUCUCAAUAAAUUAGAAUCCUCAACUGCUUAUCUAAUUGAUUUACAUUUCAAAUCGAUCGAUCAAAUUAGUGCCAAUAUAAUAUCAUCGAAACCAUUGUUGAUUGAAACACCGCCAACGGCAUUGGAUGAUUAUCAUUUUGAUUUUCAUAUAUUUCCUGAUGAUGUCACAAUCGGUAGCGAUGGUAAUGGUGAUAAUGCUGGUGGCCGUAUCAAUAUUGGACUUAGAAAUCUACCAAAACCAAUCAAUAAAUUUGUCAAUGUUGCAAGAAUUCAUUAUCAAAAUGUUAAAACUAUGGAAUCAUAUUAUAAUUAUGUUAAUGUUGAUGAUGAUGAAAUUGGAAAAAUAUCAUUUUCAAGUCUUUUACCCAAUACAAGAUAUAAACUAUGGAUCGAUUUAUAUUUAACAAAUGGACAAGUGGUCACAUCAAAUACCAUUGACCUUAUUACAAAUUUCGAUGCAAAUCCUUUUAAAGAUAAAAAUAGCGCCUUAUCAUUGGUGAAUAAUACAACAUCCAGAUAUAUGUUUGGUUUGACUAUACUUUCGAUAUUUAUGUUCACGGCCGGUACAAUUUUCUUUGUUAUCACUUGUAUCUGUUUAAGGCGUCAUUCAACUGCUGCUAUUACUCGUGGUGGCGGUGAUGGUAAUGUUUGUAUAACGGAAGCAGCAUAUGAUAAUCCUACAUAUAAGACAUUUGAAAUGAAACCAGAUACGAAAAGUAUUAUUAACCAUGAAGAUCAUCAUUCAUUAUCAGCAGCAGUAGCAGCGGCAGCAGCAGCAGCAACAACAACAAUGACAACAAUAAAUACGGCAAAAACUACAAAUGGUUGUAGUGUAGUUGUAUGUCCCUAAAAAAAAUGAUAAUUAUCAUUAUCAUCAUGACCUCAUUAUCAUCAUCAUUAUCAUAACGAAAUUCUCACCUAGUUUUUUUUCCUAUUUUAUUAUUUGUCACAAAUUUUGUAUAUUAUUUCAUCACAACAUAAUGAUAAUUGAUUGAUUGUAAAUUUUGUUUUUUUUCCGGUGUGGAUGAUUUGAUAUGAAUUAAAAUGAAAUAAAAUUGAAUUGAAUUUUGAAAAAAAAAUAUUUUGAAACAAUUUGAAAUCAAUGUCAGAUAUUCAGAAUUUGUGGUUAGAAUUUUAAUUAAUUUCAAAAAAGAAUUGGCAAACAAUUUCGGAAUAAGAAUUGUUAACGUUAUCUAUGAACACACAUGCACUCAAACAAGAUUGGCUGCUUAAAUAUUACGAUAAUCGACACUGUAAAAAAAAAAUUCGAAUAAAAAUCGAAUCAUUAUUUUUGUUUCAUUCUUUGAUAACUUUUGUGUGUUUGUGUGUUUUAACAUGAUUCGAUCACAGCAAUAGAUUUAUUUUUAUUUGUUUUUGUUUUUGUGACAUUUUAUAAAAUUGUCAUUGUAU